Molecule: messenger RNA, 906 nt
Organism: Ipomoea nil (Japanese morning glory)
Lineage: Eukaryota; Viridiplantae; Streptophyta; Magnoliopsida; Solanales; Convolvulaceae
Exons: 1
Coding region: 1-906 (301 amino acids)
Source: RefSeq, a predicted model, not a curated record
AUGAAUCCCUCACACCCCUUUUCAUCAUCACCCCAACACCCAUCUUCAUCCUCGCAAGAGGAUGACGAUGAUCUCAUUGCUACAAUACAAUCACAAAAACAAGCACUACUAAGUACGUAUGCUAACAACAAUGCUGCCAUGGCUUACUGUUUGGAGAUUAUGUCUACUCAAGCCAUCAACCCAAGUCAUGGCGGGUCAAUUUCUGGGCAUAGAGUGAUUCACCGUGACCGUGAAGAUGGUGAUCGAAGAUUACAUGCUGAUUAUUUUUCAGAAAAUCCAAAAUAUAAUGAGGCAAUAUUUCGUAGACGAUUUCGAAUGAGUCGAAAUUUGUUCUUACGAAUUGCCAAUGCUGUUGCAGAGCACGACAAUUACUUUGUGCAACGGAGAGAUACAAUCGGUAGACUAGGCUUGUCUACUUUACAAAAAGUAACAUCAGCAUUUCGAAUUUUGGCAUAUGGAGUAGCAGCAGAUGCAACCGAUGAAUACAUCCAAAUUGGGGAAUCAACAGCAAUUGAAAGUUUGAAGAGAUUUUGCAGAGCGGUCGUAGAGGUCUUUGGACAACGCUAUCUAAGAGCGCCAGAUGCUAAUGAUGUUGCAAGGUUGCUUGAAAUUGGUGAGAGGCGUGGCUUUCCAGGGAUGCUUGGGAGUUUAGACUUCAUGCAUUGGACUUGGAAAAACUGUCCAACAGCUUGGGCCGGACAAUAUGCUGGGCGUAGUCGAGAACCAACUAUUGUUCUCGAGGCCGUAGCUGAUUAUGAUUUGUGGAUUUGGCAUGCACAUUUUGGUUUGCCGGGGUCGAAUAAUGAUAUUAAUGUGUUGAAGGCAUCACAUUUGUUUGCAAACAUUGCAAAUGGUACGGCACCUCCUGCUCAUUAUGUUAUUCAAGGGAAAGUGUACGAUACAUGA